This is a messenger RNA of Microtus ochrogaster (prairie vole), 3170 nucleotides long. RefSeq names its product RAB37, member RAS oncogene family (gene Rab37). Lineage: Eukaryota; Metazoa; Chordata; Mammalia; Rodentia; Cricetidae. The record is from RefSeq and is a predicted model, not a curated record. Gene Ontology annotation, molecular function: GTP binding; GTPase activity.
AAGGAGAGGAGAGCUGAGCUGAGCCAUUAAGGGAGAUGCUGGGUCACUGAGGAUGGGGAACCCUGAGCUCUGGACCGCACCGCUGGGAGAACGCAGCAGUGCAGCUGAUUCUCCCGAAUGCAAUGCGCACAUAUACCUCAGCUAGCCUCAAAAUCUUGCGUCGCUCUCAGCAUCUUGGAGUCACAAGACAGGUGAUCCCGGGCUGCGAGUACCUCAGAACUCUGGUCCCCCAUGCACCACGGCGAUUCUCCUGCUGAACUCUGAACCUUUGGGAUCUAGGAAACCGAUUUUUAGUCGGUACCCUCUAGGUCGCUUUAGGAGCUGUCCAGUGCUGAUCACGGAUGCAGCCGGGCCCCCCGGGGUGCUUGGACCAGAGCCUGCCGCGCCCGGCAGAGCUCCGGGCCCGAGCUGCUGGGAGCGCUGACGCAGAGCCCUGGGAGAGCUGGGAGCUGUUGGCUCUGAGCUAGCUGGACAUGGAUCUGCAGAGACCCGACUCCUACCAGGACGGAGCUGGCCCUCACUUCAGCGAGCAUGUCCUACACAAGACCAUCCUGGUCGGUGACAGUGGCGUUGGGAAGACAUCUCUACUGGUUCAGUUCGACCAGGGAAAGUUCAUCCCUGGCUCCUUCUCAGCCACCGUGGGCAUCGGGUUCACAAACAAGGUGGUGACAGUGGAUGGCGCCAGGGUGAAGCUUCAGAUCUGGGACACGGCAGGACAGGAACGCUUCCGCAGUGUGACCCACGCGUAUUACCGAGAUGCUCAGGCCUUGCUCCUGUUGUAUGACAUCACCAACAAAUCUUCUUUUGACAACAUCAGGGCCUGGCUCACCGAGAUUCACGAGUAUGCCCAGAGAGAUGUGGUGAUCAUGCUGCUAGGCAACAAGGCGGAUGUAAGCAGCGAAAGGGUGAUCCGUUCUGAGGAUGGAGAGACACUAGCCAGGGAGUAUGGUGUUCCCUUCAUGGAGACCAGUGCCAAGACUGGCAUGAAUGUGGAGCUGGCCUUUUUGGCCAUUGCCAAGGAACUGAAAUAUCGGGCGGGCAGGCAGCCUGAUGAGCCCAGCUUCCAGAUCCGAGACUACGUGGAGUCUCAGAAGAAGCGCCCCAGCUGCUGCUCCUUUGUGUGACUCUAACAGCAGACUCUAAGGGACUAAGAGGAGGCCCAGAGACCCUUGGGAAUGCAGUUAUAACUGCCAAGCCAACUAGGAGAGAGCUUGGGGUUCAGUGGGCAGCCCUGGCCAGGGAGGUAGCUGCCACCCUCGUUUCUCUAGCUUCCCUGUGUCAUGGGAAGGUUAAAAUACUCGUAUUUUAUUUUAAUAUAUAUAAACUAAUACCAAAAAGGGCACCAGUGUGCCACCCUACCCCCCAAAAGACAAAAUAGGUAGAGACUUGGUGGUCCUUCUGCCUUUUUGGACUGGGUUCUAAAAGACUGGACCCCCCUCCUAGCAUGGGUGUUACUACACCAGCAUGGGACCAGAGGACACCGAAGUACUGCUAAGGUGUAGGAACUGGUUGUGACCCUGUUACCAUCCUCACUAGGGAGGCUAGGGAGACUUCUCUUCCUCCAGCUCCCCAGGGGACAGCCUUUCCCAAUAGGAAAGGCCUUAGUGCUGGGAGCUAGCCCAAUGCCUUAGAAAAGACAAAAGUGGAGAUGGGGGGAGGGGCUGUAAGAAGAAUAGCAGUUAUGUGGCUGGCCUCUGCUCAGCUACCUCUGGCCCUCCUCACCCUCCUUCUGGAAGCAUGCCCCUUUUUCUCUAGCACACAAGCACAGUGGGGUACCUGAAAACAUCACAUUCUAUCCUCUGGACCUUACAUCCCAGGGGACACCCCACCAUCCCAUGGGAAUCUCUCUCAUCAGCUUUCUGCCUGGGUUCCUAGAUGUCAGAGGUCAGAGCCAGGAAAAAGCUUUCCUUCCUUCCCAGUCCUGUGACAAGGUGGACAGCACCACAGCUAUUUAAGGCAGAGGUAAGAGCCAGAUAAAGAAUUCGCUGGCUCCUAGAAUGGGUGGGAGGCAGAACUGAACAACCCCACCGUCCAAUUUUUCUCAUUAAGUCCCAGCUCUCUGUCUCCUCCCUGCUCUUUCCUUUAACUUCAGACCAAUACUAGGGCCAAAACUGUUUUAUCUCCACUUCUACUAAAUCAGGCUAAAGGGUGGGAAGCUGUCCACUUCCGGGUGAACCAAUGUACUAUGUGUGUGUGUGGGGGGGGAGUUUGGUCAAGCUUUUGGUAUGGAGAAGGGCAGUAAGGAGGUCCUAUAGGCCUGAGGCCAUAUGUCUCCCAAAGGCCUGACCCUACCCUUAGGAAGUGGGAGGUGUGCAGAUCCAUGACCCACAGGCACCUUUACUGCAGCUCUGUAGGCUGGGCAGUGACUGGGACUCCUAUAAAGUGUACAUUGCACAUUUCUGAGGUUACUGCAUUUACUUUCAAGGCAGAAAUCUUGCCCUUCUAGCAGAGUCAGCACUCUAAACUUGGGUUGAUAAGGAAGCCCUCUGGGACCUCUCAUGGGCAGAUCAAGGAGGAGCCUGGGCUUGCCUUGUCUCUUCUGGGACUCUUAGCAGGUUACAGGAACUCCAGUCCCCAUAGCUCUGGGUCUCCGGCAUUUGUGUUUUUCAGAAUUAAAUUGCAGUAUUUUGGAAAGUAUACCCUAAUGUUUUUCCUGUUUGUUCCCAGAGGAAAGAGGGAUCAUGUUGGGAGAGGUUGUUGCUUGGUAUGUUGUGGGAAAUUGUUACCCAGUGCCCAAAUCAUUCUAGCCUCAUUCUUCAGGGUCCUCAGAGGCUCACCUCACCCUUAACUGACUGCCCUCCCCCAGACCAGAGCCUCUGCAGGCCAGAGGGAACUGGACCGCUUAUCUCACAGUCCAAGUCAUUUUCUUUCUCUGUUGAAAAAAGCCAGGCCUCCAUUCCCACUAGAGUGACUCCUGAGAUUGACUACCUAGCUGUCUCUCGCCCCGCCCUCUCUCCCUAGCCAAAGGCUGCUGCCAAAACCAAGCCUUUUAUUCAUUAUUUAUUGAUCUACCCUCAGGCCGGCCUGUCUUCCAGGUGGGCUGUACGAAUCCUUGGUCUAUCUGCCCCGCCCUAUGCGUUCCUCGAAGGGGUCAGAGCCCAAACCUUCUCUGUACGCCUAGUCCUGGGAUAGCGGCGUGACUCCACAAGUAGAAACUUUGUUACUUAAAC